Molecule: messenger RNA, 7425 nt
Organism: Trichoderma gamsii
Lineage: Eukaryota; Fungi; Ascomycota; Sordariomycetes; Hypocreales; Hypocreaceae
Product: KR domain-containing protein
Exons: 8
Coding region: 1-7425 (2474 amino acids)
Biological process (GO): fatty acid biosynthetic process; secondary metabolite biosynthetic process
Molecular function (GO): 3-oxoacyl-[acyl-carrier-protein] synthase activity; phosphopantetheine binding; fatty acid synthase activity
Source: RefSeq, a predicted model, not a curated record
AUGGGUAGCAUUUCACAAGAUACCGGGCUUAAUGAGCACGCAUCGUACGACUUCAACGCCACCAUCAACAACAGCCAUGUAAAUGAACCGGCUGAGCCCAUUGCCGUAGUUGGCAUGGCCAUGCGACUCCCCGGCCAAGUCCGCAGUGACGAAGAGUUCUGGAAGCUGCUCGUUGACAAACGAAGCGCCCUCUGUGACGUGCCAGAUGAUCGCUUCAAUGUAGCGGCAUUCUCUGAUCCCACUGGUAGCAAGUCUGGGACGUUUAAGCCCUCCAAGGCAUACUUUCUUCAAGAUGUCGAUAUCAAGCAAUUCGACACGUCGGUGUUCCCCCUUUCCAGGACUGAGCUGGAGAGGCUGGACCCCAACCAGAGGCAACUGCUAGAAGUUGCCUAUGAGUGUAUGGAAAACUCCGGAGCCACCUCAUGGCGAGGCAGUAAGAUUGGCUGCUAUGUUGGUGUCUUUGGUGAAGAUUGGGAGGACCUUAAUGCAAAGGAGACGCAACACAGAGGAGGAUACCGCGUCACAGGUUAUUCGGACUUUGUGGUUGGUAACCGUAUCUCGUAUGAAUUCGAUCUACGUGGUCCUAGCAUGACCAUUAAAACUGCUUGCUCUUCGUCUCUGGUUGGCUUGGAUAUGGCAUGCCAAGCCAUUCGAAAAGGAGACUGCGAUGGCGCUUUAAUUUGUGGCGUGUCACUCAUUUUCUCGCCCACCAUGUACAUAGCCCUCAGUGAUCAGGGCGUUCUUUCUCCAGGCGGCGUUUGCAAAACUUUUGAUUCAGCUGCUGAUGGCUACGGCCGUGGUGAGGCCGUUAAUGCGGUUUACAUCAAGAAGCUUAGCCAGGCGUUGAAGGAUGGCGAUGAGAUUCGCGCAGUUAUCCGCGGAACCAGCGUCAACACCGAUGGCAGAACCAACGGUAUGCUGACGCCUAGUCCUGUUGUUCAAGAAGCUUUGAUCCGCCAGGCAUACCGGCAGGCCGGUAUUGAGGAUCUGUCAGCGACUGCUUUCUUCGAGUGCCACGGAACUGGCACUCCAGUUGGUGACCCAAUCGAAACAACCGCUGUUGCGAACUGUUUCGGUGAGAAGGGAAUUCACAUUACAUCGGUUAAACCCAAUGUUGGCCACUCGGAGGGUGCGGCAGGCAUCACGAGUUUGAUCAAGGCUAUCCUGGCUAUUGAGCAUCGCCAGGUGCCGCCCAAUAUCCAUUUUAAUAACCCCAAUCCUAAUAUUCCAUUCAAAGAGGCCAAGCUCAAGGUGCCAGUUGAUGUUGAAACCUGGCCGCAAGGCCGCGCCGAGCGUGUCAGUGUAAACUCGUUUGGUAUUGGCGGUGUCAACGCCCACGUUGUUGUCGAGUCUCUGGAAGAGUAUGGAAAAUACAACACUCAGUACAGAAACGCCAAACGCGUUGCCGGUGUUGCCCCCGAAAUCGAUGCUCAAACUGGCGAUGUCCAGCAGCUGCUCUUGUUAUCAUCAAAUAGCGAGGCCGCACUUAAGCAGACUAUUGAAGCCCACAAGACCUUUGCCGAAACCACAACCUCUUCGCUGAAAGAUGUGGCAUACACCCUUGCAAACCGCCGCGAGCACAAGAGCCAUCGCGCUUUUGCGAUUGCAGGCAAGUUCAACGACCAAACCUCGUUUGAGGUGUUUGGCCCGGAAUCUACAGAAGCUGCACCACGAGUGGCUUGGAUCUUCACUGGUCAGGGUGCCCAGUGGCCAGAAAUGGGCGCUGAACUGAUUGACUCGAAUCCAAUCUUCAGAAAGUCCAUCAGGAGCCUCGACGCCUUCUUGGCUGGCCUGCCGACACCCCCUAGCUGGACAAUUGAAGAUGAGCUGCGCAAAGUCGCUGGAGACAGUCGCGUUUUGAGGGCAGAGUUUGGUCAUCCUCUGUCUAUUGCUGUGCAAAUCGGUCUUGUUGAUAUCCUCCGCGCCUAUGGUGUCAAGCCAGACUGGGUUCUAGGCCAUUCUUCUGGUGAGAUGGCAGCCGCAUAUGCCAGCGGUGCCAUAUCAGCAACGGCUGCUAUGGCUGCUGCUACCUUCAGAGGCAGCACUUCGACUGAUGAGCAGCCCGGUGGUAGACCGCGAGGCGCCAUGGCAGCAAUUGGUCUUGGUGCUCGCGAAGUAGAGCCUUACAUGGAGCCUGGCGUUGUGGUUGCUUGUGAAAACAGCCACUGCAGCGUUACCUUGUCUGGAGACACUGACCAAGUUGCAAAGGUUGUAGAGAAUGUCAAGGCAAACUGCCCUACUGUUCUCGCGCGCUUUCUCAAGGUUGAGAAGGCAUUCCACUCGCCUCACAUGAAGGAGUAUGGUCCUUCAUACGAGCAGCAUUUGAAGCCAUUCAUUCAGAGCUUGGAUCCUACUACGCCCUUUUAUUCCUCUGUGACUGGUAAGAGACUCACUGGAGCUGGAUCUCUCGAUGCGCACUACUGGCGAUCCAACAUGGAACGCCCUGUGCUCUUCAACACAGCUUUGAGAUCCGCUCUAAACGACCAUGGCGAUGAGCGUUUUGUCCUGAUUGAAAUUGGACCUCACCCUGCGCUCAAGGGCCCCCUGGGUCAGAUUCUAAGAGACAUCAACCGCAAUGAAAUCACGCAGGUUGCCACUCUUCAGAGAAACAAGAUUUGCAGCAGCAGCAUCCUGGAGACGGUUGGCAAGCUCUUCCAGCAAAACGUCAGCCUCAACUUCUCUACCAUCUUCCCCGCUGGCAAGAUUGUGCGAAACCUUCCGCGAUACAGCUGGAAGCGCGACGUCUCUUACUGGGCCGAGCCGCGUGUGGCAAAGGAGUACAGAUUCCGAGAAUUUGCUCCUCACGAUUUGCUCGGCACACGAGUUGCUGAGGUGUCCAACGAAAACUGCUGGCGCAACAAGCUCUCUUUGGAAGAUGCUCCCUGGCUGCAAGGCCACGAGAUUGACGGCGAAAUUGUCUUCCCCGGUGCUGGAUACAUUUGCAUGAUUGGCGAGGCGAUCCGCCAGAUUUCUGGCGAUGUAGCCUUCAGUCUCAAGAAUGUGUCCAUCACUGCUGGCCUCAUUCUUGAGCACGGAAAGCUGCCUGAGGUUGUAACAAGACUUACUCCCCACAACGUAGAGUCUGAUGAAACCUCAGUCUACUCGUUCCAGAUUUCCUCCUACAACGGCGCCAGGUGGAUCAAGCACUGUUCUGGUGAGGUUUGGGGCGGCGUUGACAACUCCGUUGUGCUGGAGACUGAGAAGCCGCAGACUCUACCCCGUGCAGUUGAUGCGAGCGAGUGGUACGGUGUCCUGAACCGCAUCGGCUUCAACUACCAGGGCGCCUUCCGAGGCAUGCGUGACAUCUCGUCUGAGACCGUCAAGAACGUAGCUGUGGCUGCUGUUCCCACGGAUAAGAACGAUCUCACCAAGUACGCAAUCCACCCCGGUAUCAUUGAUCAGUGUUUCCAAUUGUUCACUGUCGCUGCGUACCGCGGCCUUGGAAGAAACUGCAUCAAUGUGGCUGUUCCUACUUUCAUUGAGGAGAUAGUUGUGCGUCCUGCUUCCAAGGAUCUUGACGUGCAAGCCAGCAUCCACACACUCGAGCGAGGAUCUUUUGUGGGUGACUUGGUUGCACAGGCUGACGGGCAGCUCCUCUUGUCUCUCAAGGGCUUCAAGGCAUCUGCUAUGACAAGUGCGGCAUCAGACGACGAGGCCCUUCCGCUUAUCACUCAGUUCGAGUGGCGUCCACAUGCCGACUUCAUCAAGAUGAAGGACUACAUGCAGCCUCGAACAUUCAUUCCCAACGAGUGGCCAAUGCUGGAGGAACUCAUGCUUCUUAGCAUUCUUGAUCACCAGGAGAACAUUAAGCUGGCGGACGAUGCCGCCCCUCAUCUAGUCAAGUUCUUCAAGUGGCAGCAGGACUAUAUUGCCACCUACCACGCUGGCAAGAACCCUUUCAUUGCCAAGGAGAUGCGACUUGAGGAUCUCAGCAGGGAGCAAAAGGUUGCGCGAAUUGAUGCCCUCACAAAGGACCUCCUUCCCUCUCACUACGACGGAUUUGCCAUUGGUAUCCACCGCUUGUUCAAGGAAGCAGAGAAGCUCUUCUCUGGCGAGACUCACGCCCUGCACGUCCUCAUGCCAGAUGAUGUCCUAACUCGUCUGUAUGCUAACGGUGACGAGCUUCUCUACGGCGAUGCAAUCCGAGCCCUUGGCCACACUAACCCUCGCCUGCGAGUCCUGGAAGUCGGUGCUGGUACUGGAGGAACUACAUCAAAGGUCUUGGAUGCUCUGACGACUUCGACUGGUCAGCGACUUUACAGCACUUAUACCUAUACCGAUAUCUCUGCUGGUUUCUUCUCUGCUGCCAAGGAGCGUUUUGGUGCCUUUGAGGGAAUCGAGUAUAAGACCUUUGACGUUACUAAGGAUCCUACUGAGCAGCAGCUACAGAAGGGCUCUUAUGAUCUCGUCAUUGGAUACAACGUUGUCCACGCUACUCCCAAUUUGCAGGUUUCUCUUGGACAUCUUCGAGAGUUGCUUCGCCCUAGUGGCCGAAUCUUCCUCCAAGAACUCUGCCCAGAUGCCAAAUACAUCAACUACAUCAUGGGUUACCUCUCCGGUUGGUGGCUUGGUGACGAGGAUGACCGUGUUGAUGAGCCUUACAUCUCUCCCGCCCGUUGGGAGAAGGAGCUCAUCGCUGCCGGCUUCAAGAACCCAGAGCAUGUUCUCGACGGCAUCGCCCCAUACCACCAGAGCGCCGGUAUCAUGGCCAGUGUCGACAUCAAGUCUAAAUCACUGACCAAGGUCUCAGUGCUUGCCCAUGAUGCUAAUGGACCGUAUGUUCAAGAUGUGAAGAGCGCUCUUGAGCUGCAAGGCCUCGGUGUCGACGUCUUUACCUUUGGCCAAGAGCUGCCUGCCCAGGAUGUCAUCUCCCUUCUCGAUCUCCAAGCAGAUACCGUUCACGAAUUCACAGAGGAGUCAUUCAAGACAAUGAUCAGCCAUCUGCAAGAUUUAAACGCCAAGAUGGUGUGGGUUCUUGGCUCGGCCCAGGUCAAGUGCAGAGAUCCCAAGGCCGCAAUGUCCAUUGGUCUUGCUCGAACGGCUCGCAACGAAUUGUCAGCCAAACUCUUCACUCUCGAAGUGGAGCCAGCUGCGGCUGUUCAAGACGUCACAAAGGCCAUUUCAGACAUCCUUGUCCGAAUCCAGCACCCCGAGUUGGAUCCCGAGGACAUGGAUCCCGACUGGGAGUUUGCUCUGGUCGACGGCAAGGUUUUGGUGCCUCGAUUGCACUGGCAGACCAUGUCGGAGGCCUUUGACAACACAGUAGUAGCUGCAAACGUGUCUUCUUCCAAGUUCCUCACCGUCAAGACUCCAGGUCUGCUUCACACUAUCGGAUGGUCUGAAGAGACGAAGAAGCCACUUGCCGAGGGCGAGGUCCGCGUCAAGACCAAGGCAGUUGGACUCAACUUCAGAGACGUUCUUAUUGCUCUCGGAGUUCUUGACAACAGCACCCGCGAAGUUGGUCUUGAAGGCUGCGGUAUUGUUUCCGAAGUCGGCCCCGGGGUGUCAAAGGUUGCCGUUGGCGAUCGUGUAAUUUACAUGUCCAGCGGAUGCUUUACUACUGAGAUUACUCUAUCGCAGGUGCUCUGCGUCAAGAUUGACGAUGCUCUUACCUUUGAGCAAGGUGCCGGAUUGCCCUGUGUCUAUGCUACAGCCGCCAUGGCACUGGACGACAAGGCGAACCUCAAGAAGGGCCAGAGCAUCCUCAUUCACUCCGCCUGCGGUGGUGUUGGCCUGGCGGCUAUUCAAAUUGCUCAGAUGCUGGGCGCAGAGGUUUACUGCACGGUCAGUAGCGAGGAGAAGAUCAACUACCUGACAAACAACUUCAACAUCCCUCGCUCCAACAUCUUCAACUCCCGCGAUUCCUCAUUCCUCCACAAUGUCAUGCGCGCAACCAACGGCCGCGGUGUUGAUGUCGUCUUGAACUCUCUCUCUGGUGAUCUCCUCCACGCUUCCUGGAAGUGUGUUGCUGAGUUUGGCACCAUGAUCGAGAUUGGCAAGCGUGAUUUCCGCCGCCGAGCCAAGUUGGCCAUGGAGGCCUUUGAGCAGAACCGCACCUUUGUUGGUCUGGAUCUCUGGCAGGUCUCACAGCAACGCCCUGAGCAAGCUGCGGAAUUAUUGGAGCGUUGUGUUGGCUGGAUCCGUGAUGGAAAGAUCAACGCUGGCGCCAUUGCUAGGGCAUUCAGCGCUGACCAAGUGCAGGAUGCCUUCCGGUUCAUGCAAGGAGGCCGCCACAUUGGCAUCAAGACCCGUCCUCUGCCCAACCUGAGGUCUGACCGUAGUUACAUCCUGGUCGGCGGUCUCGGCGGUCUCGGUCGGUCUUUGGCAACCUGGAUGGCGGAGAAUGGGGCAGGAGAGCUCAUCUUCCUCUCUCGAUCCGCACAACCAGGUCCUAAGCUGGACGGCUAUGUUACCGAGCUCGCUUCUCAGGGUUGCUCUGUGCAGCUUGUAGCCGGUAGCGUCAGCGAUAUGGCUGAUGUGCAGCGAACUGUCCAAUCGGCAACGAAGCCCAUCGCUGGUGUUAUCAACUUGUCCAUGGUGCUGAGGGAUAUCACUCUGCAGGACAUGUCCUUCCAGGAUUGGAUGACGGCCGUUGCUCCCAAAGUCCAAGGCACGUGGAACCUUCACAAUGCCAUCUCAUCUUCGCUCGACUUCUUCGUUCUCUGCUCUUCUUACAGUGGAAUUGUUGGACAGUGGGGUCAGGCAAACUAUGCUGCUGCCAACACCUUCUUGGAUGCCUUUGUCCAGUACCGACAUAGCAAGGGCCUUGCCGCAUCAGUCAUCGACAUUGGUGUCAUGGGCGAGGUCGGAUUUGUCUCCAAGAACCGAGAGGUUCUCGACAUGUUCCAGAAGUCUGGUAUGCGCAUUCUGAAGGAGAAGGAUCUGCUGGAUGCAUUCAAUUUGGCCAUUCAGCGGUCAAAGGCCCCUGAGGCGCAGGGUGCCAAUGGCGCUUACGACAUUUCAAGCCAGAUUCUUUUGGGUCUCGUCACUACUAUUCCGGUGGCAUCUCCCAACAGCAGAGUUGUAUGGAAAAAGGACAUCCGCAUGAGCAUCUACCACAACAUCUCUGGAGCUGAUGACUCUUCUUCCAAGGCAGAAACCGAGCAAGACAGUGUGUCCACUCUUUUGUCGGCAGCCGCCAACUCUCCUUCAAUAUUGGAAGAGGAAGAAACAACGUCCAUCAUUGCUCAAGCUAUUGCUUCUUCGCUGGCCAAUUUCCUUAUCAGAGAUGUGGACAGCAUCAAGGCGGAUCUCUCGCCCGAGAAGAACGGCGUUGAUUCGCUGGUGGCCAUGGAGCUGCGAAACUGGAUUCGGCAAAAGUUUAACGUCGAGUCCAGUGUUAUGAUUAUUGUGCAAUCGCCAUCUUUGAAUGGCCUUGCGGAGCAUAUUCGUCUAGGAUUAGUUGAGCGAUUCUCACAGGCGUAA